Zophobas morio is the source of this 963-nucleotide messenger RNA. RefSeq lists its product as uncharacterized. The record is from RefSeq and is a predicted model, not a curated record. Gene Ontology annotation, biological process: sleep; regulation of synaptic transmission, cholinergic; positive regulation of voltage-gated potassium channel activity. The coding region runs from base 110 to 559 and encodes 149 amino acids. The transcript has 3 exons. NCBI's taxonomy places the organism in Eukaryota, Metazoa, Arthropoda, Insecta, Coleoptera, Tenebrionidae.
UUUCCUAUGUUAAAUAAGACUGUGUAGUGACAGAAGACAGCAAUAACCGUAAACACACCACAACAAAAUUAAAAUUUGCAUUUCUUUUGAUUUUGGUUACCCGUCAAGAAUGGGGUUCUCAAAAGAAAUUUCGUGCCUUAUAUUUGCCUUAACUUUAGCAGUUAUCAUACAAAACGGUUGGGCUAUUAAAUGCUGGGACUGUCGAUCGGACGCCGACCCGAAAUGUUCGGACCCUUUUGAUAACACAACAUUUGCAAUUACGGAUUGCAAACAACAACGACUGGAUUUCAUGCCUGAUGUGAAAGCCACAAUGUGUAGAAAAAUUCGACAGAAAUUUCAUGGUGUGUGGAAAUACAUACGCAGUUGUGCAUAUCUUGGUGAACCAGGCAUACAAGGAGAUGAAAGAUUUUGUUUGCUAAGAACUGGUACCUACAAUAUUUUUAUGGAAUAUUGUACCUGCAACACAAAGGAUGGUUGCAAUAGUGGCAAUAAUGUAAAAGUUUCGCCAUUUGUUGCUGUUGCAACAGUUAUGACAAUUCUUAUGUUGAAAAUUAUGUGAUAGGACUUCCAUUUCAUUUGUGUUCAUUGUCAAUUUUAAGAUCUGAGUUUUGUACAUAUAUUGUUAGAAUUUCUUUUUGCAGUACAAUUAUGUUGAGUUUUAUACUGAUGGAAAGUGUUUGUAGAUGGUUAUGAAUUUUUUUAAUGACAAAUUUUAAACGGACUUUUUAUCUUAGGACAAAAAAUAACAUUUAUAGACACUGGUCCAUAGUAACUAGUUAUUAAGUACCCCUGGAAUUGCUAUGAAUGACUACUUUUUUUACAAUUAAGGUAAAUACUGACUUAAUGAUAUUACUUAUAGUCCGUCCCAUAUAUAUAAUUUAAGAUUUUGGAAAUAUUUUUAUAUUGUUUUAAUAAAUUUUACUGGUACAUAUAUGUGUAUAUAGACUAGUAAAACUUCGUUCA